AAGGCGUUGGAUCUGUUACAGUCUAGAUAUGGAAACAAGCGGCUAAUUUUCCAAGCUCAUAUCCAACAUAUUUUCGAAGUACAGGGAGAAACAAGGCCGAAUGCAUCAUCGAUGAGGGCGUUCAUAGACGUCGUCAAUACCAACUUACGAGCUGUGCAAUCACUAGCUUCAAAUCAGCAAGUAUCAGAUGGCAUACUCUUGCAUCUGGUAUCCUCAAAGCUCAAUACAGACACGAAGGCCAAGUGGGAGGAAGAGGUUACCCACUUGUUUGAUCAGCGAUCAACUGCCAUGAGUUUUCAACUGCCCACUUGGGAGGACUUAGCAAAAUUCUUAGAACGUCGUUGUCAAAUUGCAGAUAUUUUGGAAGCCGGGCAGCCUAAAACACUCGUACCAAGAACUCAGCUAACAACACAUAGGCACAACAAACGUGACGAAAAAUGGGCCAUGGUGAGUACCAAACAAGCAAAGUGUGAAUUUUGCAAUGCGGUUCCCCAUCAUAAUGCCUUCAAAUGCGACACGUUCCGUGCCAUGGAUCCACUUGCAAGAUAUAACUGUGUGAAAGGACUGAACUUGUGCUUGAAUUGCCUUGGAUCAGGUCAUAAAUCGAAUGAUUGUCCUUCAGUCCAUCGCUGUAAACACUGCAAUGUAAAACACCAUACACUAUUACAUCGAAAUGAUUCAGCCAUUACCAACGUAUCACCAAGAGCAGGUUUGCUCUCAUCAUCUGCUCUUAAGGUGAGUCUCGAUCAAUCAGAAGUUAUUCUUGGAACAGCAAUUAUUCAUGUUUUUAAUUCUCGGGGAGUGAGCAUCCGAGCUCGCGCUCUGCUAGAUUCCGGAUCUCAACUGCAUUUCAUCACGGAGAAAUUGGCACAACAUUUAAGAGUAACUCGAAAGGGCGUAGAUAUCGACGUCAGUGGAAUAGGUCAAAGGAGAGCAAAGGCACAACAUUUAUGUUGCAUAACGAUUAAAUCUCUAACCGAAGAGUAUAGUGCUACCAUUGAUGCACUAAUCAUACCAUCCAUUACGUCAUGUCAACCUAGUCGUCGCAUCGAUCAGUCAACCAUUUCGAUUCCAGAUACCAUUUCCAUCGCUGAUCCGACAUUCAACAUACCAGGACAAAUUGACAUACUCAUUGGAGCAGGAUUAUUUUUUGAGAUACUUAGUAAGGGCCAAAUACGUCUCAAUGGUCCAGUAAUACAAAAUACCAAAUUUGGUUGGGUGGUUGCAGGUGCAAUUCCUGCGCACGUAACAUCAGCAGCUGAUCCAUCACCUCCAUACAAAGCAUUCACAUCAGUCACAUCAGAGUCCAUUUUAGAUAAGCUCCUGGAAAGGUUUUGGGCAAUCGAAGACAUUCCAGCAUCGUCAUCGUCGACUCUAUCAUCGGAUGAGCUCGAAUGUGAAUCCUAUUUCAGCUCUACUACUCACAGAUGUCCCUUUACCAAUAAGUUCAUUGUUCGCCUUCCAUUUCGUGAAGAACCGCAUCACCUGGGUACUUCAGAAGAAACCGCAGGCAAAAGAAUGUUUUCGUUAGAAUCCAAACUGAACCAAAACUCAAAUCUUCGCAGAGAUUACAAUGAAUUCAUGGAAGAAUAUAUCAAUAUGAAGCAUAUGAUUCCAGUUAAUUUGGAAUAUUCACCAAGAAAUCGCCUAAACUAUAUUCCCCACCACGGGGUCACAAAACUUGACAGCUCGACUACUAAGCUGCGGGUAGUCUUUGACGCCUCCUGCAAAACCUCAAAUGGAUAUUGCCUAAACGACAUGUUGAGAGUUGGUCCCCAGCUACAAGAUACGAUAUUCACAAUUUUGACCCGAUUCAGAAGACACAAAUAUGUCAUUAUGGCUGACAUUGCCAAAAUGUAUAGGCAAAUCUGGGUCGACGAACGAGAUACCCAAUGGCAAUGCAUUUUCUGGCGCCCUACCUCUCAACAACCACUUACCACAUAUCAGCUACAAACAGUUACUUAUGGAACUAGUUGCGCACCGUACCUUGCUGUAAAAUGCCUUCAACAGCUGGCAAUUGAUGAAGCGAAAACUUACCCAAUCGGAUCAAAGAUGCAAGCACUAAGGCAUAUGGAGCAUGUGUGUAUGCAGCAUGGAGUGAUGCAUAUGGUGAGCAUUCGUCACUACUCUGUGCUAAAUCUCGAGUGGCACCAACGAAAGAGAUUACAUUACCUAGGCUAGAACUUUGUGCAGCCCUAAUGGCCGCAGAACUGAUGUCAGCAGUUAACAACAUACUCAA
Messenger RNA from Anastrepha obliqua, 2239 nucleotides. RefSeq lists its product as uncharacterized. NCBI's taxonomy places the organism in Eukaryota, Metazoa, Arthropoda, Insecta, Diptera, Tephritidae. The transcript is spliced from 2 exons. Gene Ontology annotation, molecular function: zinc ion binding; nucleic acid binding. The record is from RefSeq and is a predicted model, not a curated record. The coding region runs from base 112 to 2181 and encodes 689 amino acids.